Messenger RNA from Aplysia californica (California sea hare), 890 nucleotides. RefSeq lists its product as uncharacterized. Lineage: Eukaryota; Metazoa; Mollusca; Gastropoda; Aplysiida; Aplysiidae. The coding region runs from base 129 to 557 and encodes 142 amino acids. The record is from RefSeq and is a predicted model, not a curated record. The transcript has 5 exons.
CAAUGCGCGGACUUCCGCGGACACUUUUUUGGCGGAGUGAACCAUCUUGUUAUAUACGAUCAUUGGUCCUGUUAGUUGAUGAGGGGUGAUUCAAAAGUGCGUGUUGUUACGACGGAGGCUCUUUAGUCAUGGCCUCGAUCGUUGUUCUCGGCUUCAUCUUCGUUGUCUGCGUUUCUUCGACAAACGGAGUUGUCGUUCCUCACUCGUCCUUGGAGUGUGGCCAGCACUGUCAAUCAAGUUUGCAGCGAUGUCGUAUGACAACUUUUUGUGAAAACUGUGAAGUGGCUUACCUCGGUUGUUUUAACGUGGCAGAACUUGAACCAAUCUACGAAACGGGCUUUAAUGACAGUUUCUGUGGUCCGGCCCUGGCCAUGAUCUACGACCGACUUCUUGACAACUUGACGGUGGUCCCGGAGCCUCUUCGCUGCUCCAACACGUCCACAUGUCCCAGUGUGGCGGACUGCACGCCAGACCCCGCCCAUGACACCACCUCAUACUGCUGCGCCAGGGAAGAGGGCACCACCACAGCCGGUCCCGAAGUAACAACGUUGGAAUAAGACAGACGACGUUCGGAUACGUAUGAACAAGGUUCAUCAUUCAUAGACAUAAAGUUUGACUUUGAAAUUCAGAUGUUUUCUUCAAGUGGAACUGCGUAUGACGUGUCUCGGCGCAGAACGAGAAAACGACAAAAGACAAAGACAAUUAGAAUCAAUAUGAUGUGAAAGUAGAAAAUAUCUGCAUAUCUAAGUCUAGUGAAUUUUUUUUAAUUAAAUGAUGCAUAGUUUAGAUUAUUCUAUAAACAAUAAUUUUGUAUACAGUCCUUACCAAAAUGCUUCAUUAAGCUAUCGUUAAGUUUGUGUGUAUGGAAUAAACCUCUUUCUCAAAUUUUA